Trichoderma aggressivum f. europaeum is the source of this 1272-nucleotide messenger RNA. RefSeq lists its product as uncharacterized. Bases 1 to 1272 code for a protein of 423 amino acids. NCBI's taxonomy places the organism in Eukaryota, Fungi, Ascomycota, Sordariomycetes, Hypocreales, Hypocreaceae. The record is from RefSeq and is a predicted model, not a curated record. The transcript has 3 exons.
AUGAUAAAUAAGAUUAUUAUUGGCGCCCUUGGCCUCGUCGUCAGCGUAGCCGCAACUCCUUUGGAGCUUGCUGAGCGAAGCUCGUGCAGAGAUGACAGUUUAUACAAGUGCUUCGCUGAUAGAGAAUACUCCCAUUCAGCAUCUGCAUACUGCUCUGCGCUGACUCCGGUUACAAAAACAGUCACCAUAGUAAAGCCCACGGUAACAAAGACAGCAUGGGUCACUAGCACUGCCAAUCCAUCAACCGACUUUGUCAGCUCGACAACCAAUAUUUACACAGCAACGGUUCCUUCUUCAACAGAAACAGUAACCGAGACGGCGACCGAGACGGCGACAUCAACAGCAACCCAGAGUGUAACGACGACAGUAACUGUCACUGGUGGCCAGAACCAGCAACCACCGCCUACCACAACGCUUGCUCCGUUAAAGCGUGACGCUCAAGGAGGAAAGCCGGAGCCGCCAAAGUGUAUGCUCACUAAAUGCUUCGUAUACUCUCCCGAACGCAUCACAACGGGUUGCAGCUGUAUCGGUGUGCCGCCUAAGACGGUCACAAUCUCUCAGACGGCCCCUUGCUCGACAGUUACAGUGACCUCGACUUCAGUGACGACGCCUCACGUUACAGCAACAGCAUGGCAAACUGUAGCCACGGAACUCGCUGACGGCGUUUCAACUACCACAGCCACUGUUACAGCCACAGUCUCUACUACGGUCACAACAACUGCUACCACGACCACGACCGUCACCGUCACACCUCCAGCACAGAACCUCGUCCCCAAUGGCGAUUUCUCAUCUGGUUCGACUGGAUGGAGCGUCAUCAACAGCGCCCCGUCCGCAUGGGUAAAUGGAGGGGUGGGCACCUCCGGUAGUCCAGAUGGUACAUCCAACGCUUACCACAUUACCAACGUCAUUUCCACUGGACAACUUUUUAUAGCCAGCCCUCUCUUUGGAUUAAAGGCAAGCUCCUCAUACGGUGCAUCCUUCAUGGUUGCCUCAACGAGUACCGAUCGCAGCUUGGUGAAUACCGUCCGUACCCAACUCAACUGUGGCUCGAUUACCCUGGUGGAUACAAGUUUAACCCAGGCGACACAAGAUGCAACUGGUUACUAUACCGUCUCGGCGAGUUUCAACACUCCCAUUACAACCGAUCCCACCACUGUAGGCCAGUUGGGUAGAUGCCAGUUGCAGUUUCUCUUCCCUCAUUCUUCGCAACCGCCAGUUACGUGGUUCCUGGCUAAGGUUUCUAUCACGUCGACCGGUGCUAUUUCUGCUUAG